UGAUGAUGCAACGUACGGUUUGUGUGCAUUGUUCUUGUACUCUUAAUUGUACGUACCCGUGAUUUAUAAGUAAAUUAAACAAUAGUGCUAAUACAAUUUGUAUGGAGAUUAUACAGGAAACAUAUAUUUUUAAAUUAUAUUAAUAGGAAACGCUAAUUAUUUUAUUUCAACAUAAGCAAUAUUUCAUAUUUCCAGUUACCUAUUUAAUUGAAUAAAGAUGUUGUCAGGAAGACCUCCCGUAACAGAGAAUCCUUUGGGACUUUCCUGGCAUGACAGUGCAUGGAUUCCUGUGUUAAAUCCAAACAAUAUAAUGGAUUAUUUUUCGGAAAGGAGUAAUCCUUUUUAUGAUAGAACCUGUAAUAAUGAGAUUAUUAAAAUGCAACGGUUAAGCCCUGAUCAAUUGCAAAAUAUGACUGGUCUUGAAUAUAUUCUUUUACAUGUACAAGAACCUAUUUUAUAUGUAAUUAGAAAGCAACAUCGUCAUUCUUCUACUUUAGCAACACCACUUGCAGAUUAUUACAUUAUUGCUGGUGUUGUGUAUCAAGCUCCUGACUUGGCAUCUGUUGUCAGCUCUAGAUUGUUAUCUACAGUACACCACUUACAAUCUGCUUUUGAAGAAGCUAGUUCAUGUUCAAGAUACCAUCCCAGUAAGGGUUAUUAUUGGGAUUUCAAAAAUGGCAAAGCUAUGGCAGCAAAGAAAGAAACACCUGUUCGUGAGGAACCAAGUUCUUUAUUCCAACGCCAAAGAGUAAACAUGUUACUUGCAGAACUCACACGCAAGUUUCCAUUACCUGUUCCAAAACCGGUGCAUCAAGCUAUAGAAUCAUCCAUGGAAAUUAAACAAGAAAUUAAAACUGAAAAGAAAGACAUGAAACCACCACCAGAAAAGAAGCCAAAAAUUAAUUAAUAAUGUAUUAAUGAUAACUAAGAUUAAUAACGUUCUAGCAAUGAAUUUUAGUUUCAUUUGUAAAUGAUGCAAUAACAAAUAUACUUCUUGUUAUGGUUAUAGUGUAUAAGAAGAAAAAUGAUAUGUGAUGGAAAUACGUGUCCGAAAUCGUACGCGGAUACGAAAAUCUACGAACAGUGUCAUUACGUUACCGACGACAAUGAAUUCAUCAAGAAUCUGAAACACGAGAAGUGUAAAAUAAUUCAAUUAGUUCGUCGACAAAUCUAUAAUUUUCACAAUGCUCAAGUAACAACAUCCUAAUUAAAAGUUUCUGUAUAAUUCAGAAUUUUGUGUUCACGUAUUGAAAGGGAACAAGUAUGAACUUGUUGAACAAAUUGCAGAGAAGUUUCCAGCUGGAAUAUCAAAAUAUUUCCAACGUCAAGAACGAAGACAUGAAUGUGAAAGAAGGAACAAAUAUCCAUGAAUACGUUACACCAACUGCUUUUAAUAGGAAUUCAGAGUCAAUUUGUCAAGCAUGGCUUGUAGGCAGGUUAAAAAAGAUUCGUCAAAGAAUUUGCAUGAUAGUAUUGAUUGCUGGAUUGAUCUUAUUGAUAUGGUUGAUAUGCAGUAUUUAUUUCCGGGGAUAUCUUUGCAAUAAUGGAAAAUCUUGCAUUACCUCUCUUCGGUACACUCAUGCCAAACAUAAAUUAUUUUAAAUUGAGCUCUUCUUAAUAUUUACAAAGAUCAAUAGAUAUAACGAUGAUUCUUCAAAUAAAAAUAAAUGUGGUAUUUGUCUGGGUUAAA
Messenger RNA from Osmia bicornis bicornis, 1690 nucleotides. It is a transcript of the gene MED6, whose product is annotated as mediator of RNA polymerase II transcription subunit 6. Gene Ontology annotation, cellular component: core mediator complex; mediator complex. The record is from RefSeq and is a predicted model, not a curated record. The transcript is spliced from 6 exons. The coding region runs from base 218 to 907 and encodes 229 amino acids. Gene Ontology annotation, molecular function: transcription coactivator activity. Gene Ontology annotation, biological process: regulation of transcription by RNA polymerase II. NCBI's taxonomy places the organism in Eukaryota, Metazoa, Arthropoda, Insecta, Hymenoptera, Megachilidae.